Molecule: messenger RNA, 1569 nt
Organism: Brachypodium distachyon (stiff brome)
Lineage: Eukaryota; Viridiplantae; Streptophyta; Magnoliopsida; Poales; Poaceae
Product: histone deacetylase 19
Exons: 1
Coding region: 9-1418 (469 amino acids)
Molecular function (GO): histone deacetylase activity
Source: RefSeq, a predicted model, not a curated record
UCGAAUCGAUGGAGACGGAAGGGCACUCUCUGCGGUCGGCGUCGUGCGUGGACGGCGGCAAGAGGCGCGUGAGCUACUACUACGACCCGGGCAUCGCCAACGUGGACUACGGCGAGGGCCACGUCAUGGUGCCCCGCCGCGUGGCCAUGACGCACGCCCUCGUGUCCUCCUACGGCCUGCUCCCGGACAUGAAGCGCCUCCGCACCAGGCCCGCCACCGAAAGCGACCUGCGCGCCUUCCACGGCGCCUCCUACGUCGAGCUCCUCCGCUCCAUCAACCCGGAAUCCUACCGCCUCAACCUCGACCAGGCCAAGACGCGGGCCGAGGAGCGCGGCGUCGGCCGCGUGAAGACCAAGGAGAACGGCGACAACUACGACAACCCCGUCAUCGACGGCCUCUGGGACUACUGCCUCAGCUACGCCGGCGGGUCCCUGGCCGCGGCGCGCGCGCUGGCCUGCGGCGAGUCCGACGUGGCCAUCAACUGGUCCGGCGGGAUGCACCACGCGUGCCGGGCCAAGGCCAGCGGCUUCUGCUACGUCAACGACAUCGUGCUCGCCAUCCAGCGGCUCCUCGCCCGCUUCCGCCGCGUGCUCUACGUCGACAUCGACGUGCACCACGGCGACGGCGUCGAGCACCGCUUCCGGAGGGAGCCCCGGGUCAUGACGGUCUCCUUCCACCGCUACGACGGCGUCUUCUUCCCCACCACCGGCGAGGCUGCGGACGUCGGCCAAGGCGAGGGGCUCUACCACGCGCUCAACGUGCCGAUGAAGGCCGGCAUGGACGACGAGGGCUACCUCAACGUCCUCUUCCGGCCCAUCAUGGCCCGGGUCAUGGAGGUGUUCGCGCCGGACGCCGUCGUGCUGCAGUGCGGGGCCGACUCGCUCUCGGGCGACGCGAUCGGCGGGUUCCACCUGUCAGUCAAGGGCCACGCCGCCUGCGUCGCCUUCCUCCGCAGCUUCAACGUGCCGCUGCUCCUGCUCGGCGGCGGCGGCUACACCAUCAACCACGUCGCCUCCUGCUGGUGCUACGAGACGGCGGUGGCCGUCGGCAAGGAGAAGGAGAUCCCCGACGACAUACCCUACCACGGUUACGAGCACUACUACAAGGACCAGGGAUACAAGCUCCAUUAUGCAGUGGACAAGAAGAACGGCAGGAAGGAUGUCUCUGGCCUGGAGAAGAUAAAGCAGGACGCUCUGAAGAACCUCUCCAUGCUCAGGCCGCCGCCCACAUUGCUGCUCCAGGAGCCCGCCGGUGGGGACAUCAACGUGAAUGACCUCUACGACAACGACUACAGUAAUCCCAAGAGAAGAAGAGAGGAAGACGACCCCAUGGAGAGGCUGCACCGGCUCUGCGGCGUCGAGGACCUAAAAGGUUUCUUCACUGGGAUCGGCAGGAGAAAGAAACUAGGACAACUAUAGUCUAUAGGUCAAGACAUACAGGGUACCCAAAUACCCAAUGUAAAAGGUGAAAGACAUACAUACAGGGUACCCAAUGUAAGUGAUAAGCACCACAAUUGUCCAAUCCCGUUAAGCAUUAAAUACGCCUGCAUGUUUCAACAUUACUUGUGCU